ACAGGAGCGCACUGGCAGGACGGGAGCCAGAUGACGAGGUUGGACACCCCCUUUAGCACCCUGCCGUUCCUGUCAUCUUUUCCUGACGCCACCCGGAUAUCGAGAGCCACGUGGGUCCAGGCUUCCGUUCCUCCGCACGGGAGCAUCUAUCCUCCCGGGCCCGCCGGGUCUCCGCCGAUGAGGACCUGUUGUUGGCCGGUUCGGCGCUGCUGCUGGUGUGCGGAUUGUUUUCUUCUUGGAUAAUUAUUCACCUUGACUCGGAUGCAAGGGCGAUCUCUGGAUAAAACCCCCAGUUGACGAGGAGACCGGAAUAAACCUCGAACACCGCCCGAGCGUGUUGGAUUUAAGACCACACAAUGAUUCAGUGUGCCAAUUGCGAAAAGCCGAUCUUGGACCGGUUCCUGCUGAAAGUUCUGGACCGGCCUUGGCACGUCGAGUGCGUGCAGUGCUGCGACUGUAAAUGCACCCUGACGGAGAAGUGCUUCUCCCGGGAAGGAAGGCUCUACUGCAAGAACGACUUCUUUAGGAGAUUCGGGACCAAGUGCGGAGGAUGCUCCCAGGGGAUUCUACCCAGCGACCUGGUCCGCAGAGCCAAGAGCAAAGUCUUCCACCUCAACUGCUUCACUUGCGUCAUGUGCAACAAGCAGCUGUCCACCGGAGAGGAGCUCUACGUCCUGGACGAACUCAAGUUCGUCUGCAAGGAGGACUACCACGGCAACGGCGGCGCCAAGGACGCCAUCCACCUCUCAGUGACCACAUGCAGCGAGCCCAGUCUGUCUCCGGACUCCCAGGACCUGCAGCAGGACGACGGCAAAGACUCGGAAGCGGGCCACCUGUCGGAUAAAGACGUGUGCCCCACCGAGAGCGACGAGCCGGGCGCCGUGGGGAAGAGACGCGGCCCUCGGACCACCAUCAAGGCCAAGCAGCUGGAGACCCUCAAGGCGGCUUUUGCGGCCACGCCGAAGCCCACCAGACACAUCCGGGAGCAGCUAUCGCGGGAGACCGGCCUCAACAUGAGAGUCAUUCAGGUGUGGUUCCAAAACCGGAGGUCCAAAGAGAGGCGCAUGAAGCAGCUGAGUGCUCUGAGUGCCAGGAGACACAUGUUCUUCCGCAGCCCCAGGAGGAUGAGAUCUUUGGGGGAGAGGAUGGACACGCCAGAGCUCGGCCAUUUCUCCUACUACGGGGAUUAUCCUCCCGAAUACUACGGCCAAGGCGGGAAUUACGAGUACUUCCAAGGCCCGCCGUCGUCCCAGGCUCAGACACCAGCAGACUUGGGAUUCGUGCCGUCCGCCGUCCCCGCCGGCACCCCGCUGGGGGCCAUCGAACACCGCCACCCCGGGCACCACUGUCCGGGAGAGGUGCAGUGUUUCCCCGACCCGGCAGCCCACCAUCCCAUGAACUCGCCCAGUCCGGAGCCCAGCGGGCCGGGUUCCAUGCAUAGCAUCUCCAGCGAGAUGUGUGGCCCCCCCACCCCUUUCACCACCGUCACCCUCGGCGACAACGGAUACACCAACCAGCUAUCGCAGCCCUCGUCAGAGGUGAGCGAAGGAACUGUGUGGUAAAGACUCACAUUGGAAGGCAAAUCAGUAUUUAUUUGAUUGAUUGAUUGACUGAUUGAUUUGAAUGUAUUUAUUUCUAUUUAAUGAGCAUCUCUACACAUGAAUGUCAUCGUCUGCAGUUGAUUGUACUCAAAAUGGGACCUCAGUGAUGGAGCAAUAAACACAUAUACACACAUGCACUGCAAUGGCUGACUUUUGGGGGUUAAGCCCCCCCCCCAAAAAAACAACAAUCAUUUGUAGAAAAUGCAUGUAAGCAUUUUGAAGCAUUUUUUAAAAUUGAACUCACCUUUUAGUAUUAAACAUUGUCCAGACAAUGUUGAAUGGAGGUUUUGGAUUAUGAUUAUGAUUAUCAUGUUCAUCACAUUUGACCAAAAAGCUCUCAGGACUGUGAAGUUCUUUUUUUUUCAUUGUUCAUUCCGUGUGAAAACCUCUGAGAAGGAUCUAUGGAAUGUCUAUCUAUAUCUGGGGAAUCAUUUACGUUUUUUUCUGUCCAAGCUGAUUGGGUCUUAAAGACACAGCGUCCUUAUUUGCAAUGUUGUCCAUCAUCCUCCAUCCAUAGGUGAGACAUGAAGACACGUCCUUCUCUUCUCUGUGUGUUGUAAAGAUAUGAAAACAGGUGAAAGGAGGCAGCCAAUGAAUGCACGUCAUGGGACACACCUAUUUGGCCUAGAAAGGCGGCUAUUCAAAGAGCUCCAAAAGAGCAUGUAGUAACAGCGACAUGGAUGCUAACAUGUCACGUGUAGUAUUUUAGUACAACUUCCUUCCUGGGUGCAUUGAUGUCCCAUAGCAACAUAGAAAGGAAGUCUACACCUAGCCUCCAAAACAAAAACAUGUAGCGUUACCUUUGGCUAGUGGCCUGAGGCUUUGGGAGCCAGUGUGUGCUCAAGCUAGCUGCUAGCCUAGUAGCUAGCCGCUGUGCUAACCUAGUUCUUGGGUGUAAGAUUGUUGAUAAAAAUAAUAAUAACAAUGUGCUUCAUAUGCAGCUCACAUGAUGGACGUGGAGCCUUGUAGGCUUUUUGGAGGUUUUUUCAGAAGCCUUUCUAGGCGGGAUAGGUACAUUCUGUGACGUAGCUGUCUCUUUUUACCUCUUUGUAUAUCUUUAGAAGGCUACUAAAAAAAGAGUCACACAUAAGGACUCACAACAUUCCCCCACAAAGUACACUUUUCCUGGACUUGAAAGGUGAGCGUGAAGAAGAAGAACAUCGUUUGGAUGGAAAGUGUGUCAGCUUGCAGUGCUAGCUUAGAACUGGACACACACACACAACGCCAAAUGAUGCAACGUUACAAGCCAAGAAGUCGUGGCUCAUUCUGUCAUUCUUGUGGUCAGGACAGAAGCUUUUAUGACGAUUGUUGGAAACGAGGUGAUGUUUUUGACCAUUUGCUGUAUGAUGAAUAAAAUCACCAUUAUUGUU
This is a messenger RNA of Doryrhamphus excisus (bluestripe pipefish), 2971 nucleotides long. RefSeq names its product LIM/homeobox protein Lhx1-like. Lineage: Eukaryota; Metazoa; Chordata; Actinopteri; Syngnathiformes; Syngnathidae. Gene Ontology annotation, cellular component: nucleus. The record is from RefSeq and is a predicted model, not a curated record. Gene Ontology annotation, molecular function: RNA polymerase II transcription regulatory region sequence-specific DNA binding; zinc ion binding; DNA-binding transcription factor activity, RNA polymerase II-specific. Gene Ontology annotation, biological process: neuron differentiation; regulation of transcription by RNA polymerase II.